Messenger RNA from Lepisosteus oculatus (spotted gar), 1005 nucleotides. The record is from RefSeq and is a predicted model, not a curated record. Lineage: Eukaryota; Metazoa; Chordata; Actinopteri; Semionotiformes; Lepisosteidae.
AAAAUCACUUGAAGAUUAGACCACCGAGCUCUGUGUGACCUAUUUAGUGUAUUGGGAAUCUCAGGAGGGAGUAAUCUUAAUAGAUAUGAAAAUUGAAGACUUUUUUUUCCCCUCCGUCGUUACUUUAAUUCACUAAUUGCCUAAUUCACUGGAGAGUGAAGUCUGUAAAUGGGAUGGUGGGUCUCAAUAGAUUUUAGACCCAAAUUUCUGAACCUUGGAUGAGGAUGGCAUCUGCGAAACGCGCACCUCUUCCUAGCGCCAUUGUCGCCAGCGAAUUGGUCCAGGUCAGUGCAUGAGCUGCUUGAUGUUGUUUCAGCACCAAGCUCCAGGAUGAGAGAGAGGAUCUUGAGCAGAAAUACACCUCUGAGGUCUGUGACCUGAAAGACCAGAUUGAACUCCUCCAGAUUGAGGUGCAGAAGGCCAAUUUGAUUUUCCAGUACAAGGCUGAGAAGGAAAAAGAGACGAAGAAACUGUCUGAGGACCUGAUGGAGUACAGACAACUCUAUCAACAGCAAAAAUCUGAGAAUGCCAUCCUGCACGAGGAGCAGAUGCAGCUGGAGAGGUCUCUGAAGACGCUCCAGGUGGAGGCCCAGGCGAUGAAGGAGGAACUAUCCCACGUUCAGCAGGGCUCAGGACAGGGGCCCUCCUCCUCCCUGCAGGAGAAGAUCUUGCUGCGCAAGGAGGUGGAAUCCCUGAAGUGUAGGGUCAUAGAGGUUGAGGAGAGCAAGAGAAAACUUCUUGAGAGAGCCAAGAGACACCAAACGGUAUACGAAGAGAACCAGCGGAAGUCCUUGCAGGAGCUAAAGACGCUGGAUGAGAUGAUUGAGACUGUGAGGAAGACCCUGGGCUCUGUUCCUGAUCUUGUUGCUGUGUCUCAGGAGCUGCAGGCCUUGAGGGACUAUCUUGGUUAGAGUGACAUUGAGACUGUGGUUUGUAAUUAAUGUAUAUAAUGCUCCUCACGUUUGAUAAUAAAGUUUCUUUUUCAAAGCAAAACUGCACUUUUUU